CCGGUGACACACAGGCAUCCGCACUCCUGCUACUGUCAGCAGCGCUCCACUGGAUGUUAAACUGUAAUAAAAACUCUAGUUAAGGUGUAACCAGGACUUAUUUUUGCACUUUGGCCGCAAUGAAGUAUUUCUGCCGGUGAAGUAAGGAUUGAGUCAAGGUGUCACACUAGUGAGUGAUGGGGACGAACAGCCAGAGCACCACCAUCAUGGAAACUGAGAAUGACGUCCAAACCCCGGCUCAGUUUGUGGAUGACACUGCAGCUUGCAUUGUUUCUGUCAAAGGCUUAAAGGAGAACUGGCAGAAGUGGUCCAACGAGCACCAGGAGUACCAGAAGCACAAUCCUUUCAGUCAUGACACAAGGCCGGGCGGGGUGGUCCCCCAGAGGGGGCAGGAUGAUUAUGGAAGACCCCUGCAGGGGUCCAUGACAGAGCAGCGCGGGAAGGACGCCCACACACACAUCAGCAGAGAGGUUCAGGAGCUGUGUGCGGUGAUAAAGAACAUCGGAGAGCCAAGAGGUUUAGAUGGAGCCGUGGCUGUGGAGUUUGGGAAGCUGUUUGAGCACUAUGUGACUAUCUCUAAUAAACUGGUGGGGAUUCUUCUACGAGCGAGGAAACAGAGACUGGUUGACUUUCAGGGGGAGAUGCUGUGGCAGGGAAAGGAUGAUCAUGUAGUUAUCACUUUAAUACAGUAAUGGGACCCUUUGGAUUAAUGUUGAUGCCUUGAUUCGUGUUGCAUGCACGUGCACAGCUACUUCAUGCACUGCAUAGUGCCAGCAUUGUUUGCUUUAUGGAAAAACAGCCUCAUAAAACUAUAUUAAUAGUACUAAAUACACAUAUAAUAUUACAUUCAUUACGCAGAUGGUCUGGAAAGAAUGUGUCAUAAUUCCUUAAUGCAAAUUAGUGCAACUUUUGCGCAUACAAGUGCAUCUACCUUUUACACUAAUAGCUAUACAUGAAGGCCAGAUACAUGCAGGAGAUGCCCAAAAGACUGUCACUGUCAAAGUUGGUGCCACUUAGCAUCAAGAAGACAUCAGCAGAUUGUUGCCAGAGAUUUCAAAGCAAAAGCGCCCAAACUGGACACACGUACCGUGUAUGUUUAGAAAGAGUUCACCCUGAUACUGCCUAUUUUUGUAGCAGUGUUUAAUUGGGUAUCUUUGCUACUUCGAAAAAUAGUGCACUGUUGUACUUUUACAUAAUUUAAUCUAGAUUUCAUUGGCACUUGCUCUGCUCCUCCCCAUAUAAAAUGCAGAGAGAAAAGUAACUUUUCACAUAUAAACUGGACAAAAUCCUUUUACUGUAUUUCCUUUGUCAGCAUUUCACUGCGGUGAAAGUAGAGGAGUGAGUGGCUGAAACAAAGAGUGGUUUAAGGGGCUGAACCAAGGCCAAAGAGAACAUGAGGCUGCCUGUGACAGACAAUAUGGUGCUAUAGGAUGAACCUGAUCCGACGUGGCCUGGAUGCUCCAGACCAUGAAUUCAUUACAAGUGCGCUUUGUAAUUAAGCAACGCAGUGUACCUGAAGCACACAGACAGACAGAGGAACCGUUAACUAACAUGCUGGAAAAAAAUGUAAUGGAACUAUAAAUUUACUUGCAAACAAAAUUAAGAAGGGAUUUUUAACAGAGGUAAUAACAAGUACUGCUGACAUAUAAUAAAGAAAAGAAACCGUGUCCUUGUAGUUGUUGUGUUGCUGCUUGGGCUCUGAGAACUGUAAGCACUGACUGGUGUUGUUAAACUAGCAGAGAGAGUGUGUGUCUCACAUCCAGGUAUAACAAAGGCACUGACAAGCAGCAAUAUAUUAUUUAUUCUAAAUUAACAUAAUUAUUUGUUGUACAACAUACAGCGAUUCAGAUAAAUUAAUAAUGCAGCACAGUAUGGCAAUAUUUCGUAUAUAUUAUAUAUUUUAAUUGACCUUUACACAUGACAUCAAAUCAAACAUGAGACAAACAUCUCUGAGCCUGUUGGAGAAAAUCAAGUGUACUAUACUUUACCUUCAGUGUCAGGAGAUUACUCAGUGGUUCCCAC
Mugil cephalus (flathead mullet) is the source of this 2022-nucleotide messenger RNA. RefSeq names its product actin-binding Rho-activating protein-like. Gene Ontology annotation, molecular function: actin binding. The record is from RefSeq and is a predicted model, not a curated record. Lineage: Eukaryota; Metazoa; Chordata; Actinopteri; Mugiliformes; Mugilidae. The coding region runs from base 177 to 692 and encodes 171 amino acids. Gene Ontology annotation, biological process: positive regulation of Rho protein signal transduction. The transcript is spliced from 2 exons.